This is a messenger RNA of Owenia fusiformis, 2438 nucleotides long. The record is from the annotation of a GenBank genome assembly. NCBI's taxonomy places the organism in Eukaryota, Metazoa, Annelida, Polychaeta, Sabellida, Oweniidae.
UACGAGUCCAGAGAUAUGGCAAAGUACAAGUGGUGCAGGAUUUAUUGAUUUAGUAAUACUUAUCAGUCACUGUGACUCUUUGGAAGAAAACGCACGAUACAGCUAUUAUAUAGGCAUACGAAUCUCAAUAGCUUUCACAAAUUACUAUCUACAUACAGCAAUAUAUUGAAAUAAACUGAGACUUCCGGUCAAGAAAUUUUGUUUGGAUUUUCAUUAUUUCAAAAAUCAAAACAAACCAUACUGUUACUGUUUGUGUUUGGUAAAACUUGAUAAAUAUCAGCAUGCAUUCAAGAAAUUAAAAAUACUAAUUGAAUGUUGUGAUUAGUUCUAAGUUCUUCAAAAGUGUAGAUUUCAUUUCCAAAGUAGACUACACUUUUAUCACUGCGACAGAUAGCUAUGAGUGAUCAGAUGAACAGUCGGAAUGACAGUGACAAUGAAGAGGAGAAGUUUGAGGAUGCUACUGAGACCCCAAAAGUGGGUACCACGUUGGACCUUGAGGAUGCCCUGGAACAGACUUGUAUUGCUAUGAAGCUUUUUCUAAACAAUAAAUUUGCAGAGGCUAAGGCAAGAUUUGAACCAUGGGCACAUUGCAGUAUGUACCAUGGCUUGGGAUAUUCCACAAUAAUGUAUCUACAAGCUGUCAUGACAUUUGACAUGACAGACAUUGAGACUGCCAUUGAAACAGUAAAGGCAGCAGUUAGCGUAUGUAACAAGAAGCGGAAGAAAACAUCAAUGGCACAGUCAUUCACCCGGGCCCUCUCAAAGACAAACUAUGAUGAAUAUACUGAAGAGGAAUGUCAUGCUGAGCUGUGUUAUGCUGAAUGUCUCCUUGAGAGGGCGCUGUUAACAUUUAUUCAGGAUGAAAAUCUAAUCAGCUUCGUGAAGGGUGGUCUCAAAAUACGAGCAUGUUAUUUGUCAUAUAAAGAAUGUGCCAAAAUGUUAAAAUAUAGAAAUUGGAAAGACCAGAAAAUGAAGAUGCACUUUGAGAGUGGCGUACAUAUGGGUCUUGGAGCGUUUAACCUUAUGAUCUCACUGCUUCCCACAAAGGUACUAAAACUCCUGGAGUUUGUAGGCUUCUCAGGGAAUAAGUUACUUGGGCUUGAAGAACUAGAAGCGGGAGCAGCUCUUACAACUAGUCUAAGGGGUCCACUUUGCACCCUCAUCCUAUUAGGUUACCACACACUUAUAACAUACGUCUUAGGAACUGCAGAUGGAGAUAUAGGUGUAAGUGAGAGAGUGCUGGCGCCAUGUAUAAAGGACUUUCCUAAGAGUGCUCUGUUCCUCUUUUUCAAAGGCAGGAUUGAGGAGAUAAAGGGAAAUAUAGAUAGCGCUAUAAUCAAGCUCGAUGAGUCCAUAGAGUCGCAGACAGAAUGGCGACAGUUUCACCAUCUUUGUUACUGGGAGCUCAUGUGGUGUUACUGUUUCAAACGUGACUAUUUGAUGGCGAUGAAGUACGCUGAGAGGUUGUGCAAUGAGAAUAGAUGGAGUAGAGCUACAUACAUGUACCAAAAGGCAGCAUUCCUACUCAUGUGUCCAGACACAACCCCUGACACCAAAGACCAUCUCAGAUAUCUCUUUACUGAAGUGCCAAACUUGAAGCAAAGGAUUGCCGGUAAAUCCAUUCCAAUUGAGAAGUUUGCAGUAAAGAAAUCUGCCAGAUACUUGGCCCAGAAUGAACGACUUACACUCCCGGCUCUUGAGCUGAUCUAUGUGUGGCAUGGGUUUGCUGUAUUGGCCAAACAUCCAGCUUUACUAGAGCCCUUCAUGAACAUUGUAGAGUCAGAGCUGAAUAUCAUUGUAGAGAAUAAAGAUAAAUACGAGAACUAUGCUGAUGACUACUGUCUGGCACUACUCCUGAAGGGGGUCAUAUUGAAACACAUGGGCAAGCUGUUCCAAGCUGAGCAGUGCUUCAGAGAAAUAUGGCAGAAUGAAAAACAAUUGAAAGUCGACCAAUAUCUAGUCCCCUAUUCCAUCAUGGAGCUGGCAAUUGCUGAAAUAGAUGAGGAAAAGUAUGAUGACGCAAAGAAACUCUUAGACACAGCAAGGUUCAAGUACAAGGGAUACUCUCUUGAAACUCGUCUACAUUUCCGGAUCCGUGCGGCUAACCUUAUGAUCAAACAGCGCCUGGGUAGAGGGCGUGAGGAUGAUUUAGACUCUGAAGAGGUUGUAGCAGAACCCACCACCCCUACUAAGUCUCAAACAGACUCUCCAUUGAAAACGGAAGUUAACGGAGUGACGGAGAAACUGGAUUUGACAUCUUUAUGAUUUUAUCACAAGGAUGUCAGAUUUUCUGUUUAUGAUUGAAUAACAGAUGGGUUGUAAUGUUACUGUUCUGUUGUAACAUUCACUUGUCAUGAGCAUUGAACAAAUAUCUUGGCUUAGGAUAGAGGGGGAAUACCCAGAAUUCAUUGAUGAACCUUUCUUCAUAAUGUAAAUGA